Seminavis robusta is the source of this 3309-nucleotide messenger RNA. Lineage: Eukaryota; Bacillariophyta; Bacillariophyceae; Naviculales; Naviculaceae. The record is from the annotation of a GenBank genome assembly.
CCAGCGUUGAGAGCUGUGUGUUUGCCUCCAUCAAAAUCAAAAAUCAAAAUACCAAAAAUACCAAAGAUCCGCUCCCGAUCACCACACAACAUACAUGAUACACGCAAUUGAGGAUGUAUUGGUUGAUUGUUUGCCUGUGCCUGAAGAUAUUGCUCUGUGAUCCAGUUUUGGUGCCAGUAUCGGCAUUAAAGCCUCCCACAAAUUCCAUCUUGAUUGGCAGUAGAUUGAACUUGAGCUUUUCCGACCCGAACGAUGAUAUUAGUGAUGACGGUGUCGUGUACAUGAUCAAUCGACAAGGGAACAAAGAAGUUCUGGACGAAAAAAAGAUUCUUUCGUAUCUUCAGUCGAGAUCGGAUGGACUCGAUCACAGAUUCCUUGAUCUACCUGCAUUGGCCGAAACCAUUCGAAAGGGAACAUAUCCCAAUGUCAAGUACUCUGAUGUCGCCACCUUAUCCGCCGAAACUGCCGCUAGUUUGUCUACUCAACAUCCCGAUUAUGCAAGACUAGCUGCCAGCAUCUUGAUUGAUCAAAACCACAAAGUUGCGCCACCCACAUUUUCACAAGCCGUAGAAGUCUUGUACGAUAAUGGAAAUGGAUUUAUUCAUCAAGAUCUGGCGGGAUUGGUAAGACGACGAAAAGAGGAAAUCAAUGCCAGAGUCAAACCAGAACGCGACAGGGAGUUGUUGACCUAUUUCGGAUUCAAGACUUUGGAAAAGUCGUAUUUGCUAAGAAACAAAACUGAUGAAAUGCCCGUUGAAACACCGCAGUACCUAUUCAUGAGAGUCGCUUUGGGAAUACACUGCUGUUCCGUCAACAAUACAACGGAUAAUAACUUGUCAGAAGACCAACGGAUCCAGGCUGCAUUUGAAACAUACGACUUGCUCAGCCAAGGUUUCAUCAGUCAUGCUUCACCCACUCUAUUCCACUCUGGAACCACUCAUCCACAAUUGUGCUCUUGCUUUCUUGUACAAAUGGCCGAUGACUCGAUCCAUGGAAUCUAUGAUACUCUCAAAACAUGCGCCGUCAUUUCAAAGGCUGCCGGUGGAAUUGGCCUGUCCGUCCACAACAUUCGGGCCAGAGGAACUGAAAUCAAAGGAACACGAGGCACAUCCAAUGGACUCGUGCCAAUGCUGCGGGUGUACGAUGUCACGGCCCGAUAUGUGGAUCAGGGAGGCGGGAAGCGACCAGGAGCAAUUGCAAUCUACUUGGAACCGUGGCAUGCCGAUGUUUUUGACGUACUCAAUCUGAAACGUAAUCAUGGAAAAGAAGAACAAAGAGCGCGGGAUCUCUUCUAUGCUUUGUGGAUUCCCGAUCUGUUUAUGAAACGAGUCGAAGAGGAUGGGGUAUGGAGUCUCAUGUGUCCACACUUGUGCAAGGGAUUGGCAGAAGUUUAUGGAGAUGCAUUUGAAGACUUGUAUCAGAAGUACGAGGCGGAAGGACGCUAUGUCAGGCAAAUUCGUGCCAGAGAUUUGUGGAGUGCCAUCUUGGAAGCACAGAUCGAGACUGGUACACCCUAUAUGCUGUACAAAGACGCAGCAAACCGAAAAAGCAACCAGAACAACUUGGGCACCAUUACCAGCUCCAAUCUAUGCACUGAAAUCAUUCAAUACACAGACAAGGAGGAAGUGGCUGUUUGCAAUUUGGCAAGUCUUUGUCUAUCUAGGUUUGUCGUGUCAAACCGAGGACCAUUUGGGUCGAUAGAUCCAAGCUCGGGAAACGCUUACUUUGACCACGAGGCAUUGCACCGAGCCACAAAGAUAGUAACACGCAAUUUGAACAAAAUCAUUGACAUCAACAGCUACCCGGUGAAAGGCUCUGAAGUGUCCAAUAAGAAUCACAGACCAAUAGGGAUUGGAGUGUCAGGUUUGGCAGAUGCUUUCAUUCGAUUGGGUUUGCCCUUUACGUCCAAUGAAGCAAGGCAGCUCAACCAGGCAAUAUUCGAAACCAUUUAUCAUGCCGCAUUAGAAACAAGCGCAGAGGAAGCAGAGAAACAUGGACCCUACCAUUCUUUCGCUGGGAGUCCAGCAAGCAAAGGUUUGCUCCAAUUUGACCUGUGGGAUAUGAAAAGUUAUGAUACACCCAGCAACUUGCAUGCCAGGAUCAGAAAGGAAGACGGUGGCGACGUUCAAUCAUCAAAGAACGGGUUUCCACGGCAACUUUACCCAGAGUCGUGCCGUGGGAAGGGAUAUAAUUGGGACGCGUUGAAACAACGAAUCAUCUCGAGGGGUCUUCGAAACUCCUUGUUUGUGGCACCGAUGCCAACGGCCUCGACGUCCCAAAUUCUAGGAGUGAACGAAUGCUUUGAACCUUUUAGCUCCAAUCUAUACAUCAGAAGAGUCAAGGCCGGUGAAUUCAUUAUGGCCAACCCCCAUCUAUUGCAGGACUUGACUGACCGGGGCUUGUGGACGCCCGCAGUACGAAACCAGCUAAUGAGAGACGGCGGAUCUGUCGCAAACAUUCCUUCAAUCUCCCCUCUACUGAAAGAGCUUUACAAAACGGUUUGGGAAAUCAAGAUGAAGGACAUUAUUGAUAUGGCUGCUGACCGGGGCAAGUUCAUUGACCAAAGCCAAAGCCUCAACUUGUUUCUUGCAGAACCCACCCUUGACAAGUUGACUGCCAUGCACUUUUAUGCGUGGAAGAAAGGGCUGAAGACUGGCAUGUACUACUUGAGAACUAAACCAGCUGUGAAUGCAAUACAAUACACCGUUGACAAGGACCCUGCAUUACGUAGCCAGGGGAGUGCUUUGCCAGAGAUGAAUGACCCAUCAGCCGGGUGCAUAAGUUGCCAGGGUUGAUAAUGAGAAUAAAGAAUGUGGGGAGGACAAAGCCUUUUGACUGAUGAAUCCCCCGCCACCGUACGUUGGAGCGACCACGAACUGCUACUGUAGGUACAAGUCAAAUACUAGCUAUUAAAGAAAGGGACAACAGAAAAGCCCAUGCCGCUCUACAGUACAUUGCACCUCUGCACCUCUGAGGGUUCUGGUACCGCGGUACGGUAUGCUGAAGUAGUGGUAGGCUACCGCACAAGUACCGGUACCUGCACUUUUAUAAAACAAGACACCAUGCUCUUCGGAGUGCUUGCUGAAAAAUUGAAUGCGGUCAAAUUUUAUCCCUACGAAAAAGGCGAAAUCGGACUUGUUAGAAAACCGAACCAACAGCGUAUUACCGAAAUUCAAGUGUAAAACUGUAUAAUUUGUCAACAUUGAACCGAUUCUAAAGUAACGGAACUCAAGAAAGCGAUUUCGGAUCCUCCGGCUGAGCCGCCUUAUUUUGGCCUCUGUGUGCCUGAUGACCCUCAACUCUGAAUGA